GAAAGUGGCAAUUGAUCUCAACAAGCAAACUGUAGAUUCACGGAAACACACUAUUCAGGGGUGAUGAUAUCGAUCUGGCUGGCCGUAACAUUGACGGGUGCUUUCUAAUGAAGUUCACGAAGACCACGGGCCACACACGCGUCGAAUUCGCUACGACAGCUGGUCAUGCGAUGUAGUGGGAAGAUUCGUUAAUACUCGUCGCGAUAUAUUUACUCGUCGACAGUCAGAUAAGACUUUAGUGUAGCUGGUGCUUGAUCAGGACGAGGUCGAUCUAAUCUUCAACGUGGUGAUUUAUGCAGUGCGUUCCAAUCUGCAUGUCGCUUCCGUCGCUAUCUGAUUCUAGUACCAUGUGAUUAAUCUACCUGGCGCUUCAUAUAAGAUCUUCCAGAACAGAUGUGAAGUCAUAAGGGUUUGUGUGAAAUGUACCAACUUUCUGAAGUCCGAGGUGGACUUGUCAUUUUCAUGUAAGACGAGCUCCAGAGGGGCGGUAGAAUAAUCCUUGCGUCGCAUUGGGUUUCUGUCUUCGAGAAAUUGCUAUAAAUCUUUCAGGGGAGUUGCCUCGAAGGUUAUUGUGGCCUCCCUUCCAAAUCUCCAGAGUGAUGAAACAUAGUUCGAACGCCACCUCUCUUGUGACCUGAUACGAACUCGAUACAGAGCUUGGUCCCCAGAUUCAAGACUUGUGCCUUUUUUGCGAAGAAUUGAUAUUGUUUUUCAUACCAUCAUCUACUCUUAGUGUCAUCUAGUUUCAGUUUUGGAAUUGGAGCGGAGGCCGCUGUCUAGUGAGGUCGUUGCAACUCAGAACUCCAGUGGACAGAUAAGUGAUCAACAUGGGAUGGUCUCCUGAAAGUGCUGCGCAAGCUUACAUGCAAACUGUAGAACUGUGUAUGGUAGGCAUUGGUAAGAAAUAUACUUCAACGGCCGUAGAGCACCACAGCACGGAGUUUCUCGCUGCAUUGGCUGGUGGUAUCGAGGCGAAGCUUCUGGUUCAAGUCACUACUUGUGCGAGCCCGGCUACUGUUGCUCUCGCUGUCGCUGCUCGCAAAACAGGGGGCCGUUUGAUCUGCGUCCUCUCGGAAUCAGAUGCUCUUCUGAAUGCAAUGGUUGCCAUGAAUACAUUAGGUCUGUCCAGAGUGGUGGAGUUCAUUGUCGGCAACUCGAAGGAUAUUCUUCCCCAGUUUUCGGACGUAGAUUUUGCGCUCAUAGACUGUAAACAGGAGGAGUCUUUGGACAUCUUUGACCAUUUGCGUUUGACCCCAACCCGAGCUGUGGUGGUUGCGGAGAAUCUGUUCAAAAGAGAUGCCAGGGCUUCAUACGAGAAGAAGAUGACUAACAGGCCGGGGUUUAAUUCUACUAUUCUCCCAAUCGGCAAAGGAAUUGAAGUUGCAAGACUUUGCCGUGAUGAAAAGCGCACUGGGAAGAGAAGAAUCAAUAAAAGAGUCAGUUGGGCGAUGGACAUGGAGGACAUUCUUCAACGUUAAACAUCGGUUAAUUGUGAUGCAUCUUCUACAUUGAAACCUACUGAAAUACAUGGGCGACUACCUGAGCGUUGUUUCCAAGCUGAUAUAACCGUUUCAUCUAUCUCAAGCUCAUCUUCAAAUAACUGCAAUACAGAUAUAUAUUUUUGGAUUUGGGCGACAAGGCAACCCCGCUCUUGUGAGCGUGAGGUUUAUACAGUGCUGGAGACUACAAAUUACGUAUUGUACCAUUAACUUGUGUACAAAAGAGAGGAAGCCCUAUUGUACCGUGUGCGUCAAUCGGAGUGAUACCGGAGCAGUGUUUACUUAAUGAAUCAAAGUAUUCCAAUACAAUCGGAGGAGGUAAAUCCAUUUGCAUUUUCAGAGAAAGUUUCCAUUUCCACAAACUAUUUAUUUAGUACGAUCCCUUUCAAAGCAAUGUAGAACUGCAAGAAUGACAAUUUUGCUUCUACAUCAUUUAGCUGGUGACCUCGUACAAAACCUAGGUGUCAAAAAGUGAUGCCUACAGUUCACUUUACACGAAGUAAUAAUGCAAUGGAAAACAGUCACAUGAUUUGGACAACCUUUAUCCGCAUAAUAUGGUUGGAAAUCGUACCUCUUUUGUCAUUCUUGGCUAGUUGUUCAACACCAUUGUACCCCAGCUAACUGCGGCAUGCUUCAUUGAGUUCAAUCUGUUCAACAAUGUUCAA
Molecule: messenger RNA, 2164 nt
Organism: Physcomitrium patens
Lineage: Eukaryota; Viridiplantae; Streptophyta; Bryopsida; Funariales; Funariaceae
Source: RefSeq, a predicted model, not a curated record